This is a messenger RNA of Funneliformis caledonium, 1233 nucleotides long. The record is from the annotation of a GenBank genome assembly. Lineage: Eukaryota; Fungi; Glomeromycota; Glomeromycetes; Glomerales; Glomeraceae.
UCGCACAAUGAAUGUGAUACACAAGAAUUUAAAGUUCUAUCUGUAAAGCUGCAAUGUUGUGACAUUCCUUAUCAUGAAUCUCAAGAUUUUAAGUUUUUUUCCGCAAUUGGUUCAGGAAGAUCUGCUUCGGUUUAUGCUGCAUAUUGGAAAAGUACCCAAACAAAAUUUGCAAUUAAAAAAUUUGCCGAAGGUUCUACGAAAGAAGUUAUUUUGAACGAGUUUAGGAGUAUUGUUCUGGGAAUUACAAGUUGUUCAUCACCCUUCAAAUUUGAAACGGCAAACAAAACUGUUAGUCAGCAAGCAAUUCUUAAUGGUGAAAGAGAAAUUUCUAUUUCAACCACAAAUAGUGCGUUUGUUAAGCUUUAUCAAAAAUGUUGGGAGCAUGAACCAGACUUGAGACCAGACAUUGGUCAAGUAAUUUCGGAACUUAAUAGUAUUGAUUCUAAAAGUCAUUGUAAUACUAUAGAAAAUUAUGAAAGUGAAAUCACAGUUGAAGACGAUUUUUCAGGUUGUGACGCUGAUGAAGAAGGUCAUCAAAAGCAGCUUGAUAAAACGAUUAAAAAAUGUAACAUGGAUAUAUUUAAUUAUAUUGGUGAAUCUACAGAUACAGAUGAUAUAAGCCACAAGCUCGUACACAUUUAUACAAAUUUCCCAUUAACUGAUGAAGAGGUUAUAAAGGACGAAAAUGAAAUGGAUUUAGAUACUAGUUCUCGUGAUAUCUUGCUGGAUCGAGACGGUAAAGAACCCUAUACAAAAGAAAUUAUAAGAUUUUCCUCCGACUAUGUUAAGAAAGAAGUGACUGAGAAGCUCGAAGAAAAUAUAAGAAACAAAUUGCGUACUGAAACAUAUUUAAGCUUAGAGUCAGGAAUUAGUAAUUCGUUAUUGAGCAUAUCAUUUGAACAGAUUGCUCAUUGGGUGCUGCGAGAUGGAGGAAGUUUCAAGACUCGUUCUUUAGGAUUCAAUGGUGUAGAGGAAAAUUUCACUAUUCACAGGCAGAGUGAGACACUUGACUUUUUAAAAAUGACAAUCGUCAAUAACCACCCUAUUAAAAUGAUUGGUUUAAGGGGUGAAUCUGCAUCAGAUGAUUUCAAAUUUUAUUUUGUCAUACUAGGACACUUGUACGAUAAUUACAAAAAGCAAGAUUUUCAUACAUCUGAUGAUACUCUCGCCCAGAAUACACCACUUUGGAUCCGAUUUCGUGUUAAUCAAUAUGCUUUAAAAAUCGAUUUGUAG